CCUGGGCGAGCAGCAUGGCCAUCCCGAAAGACGGCGGCGGAGGCGCCCACCGGCCCGGGUCCCUGAAGCAGCAGAACAAACCGCACAAAGCAGGCAGACACCGCCGCAACAGCGCCCGGAGGCAGGCUGUCCAUGUCUCUGCCAAGACCCUCAGCUGCCAAAAGCGCCGUAACUUGGCCAAAUUGGAUCGCAAACAUCAGGCGUUGCAGCUCCGUCGGCAGUCCAAGGAGGCGGUGCUGGCGGAGAAGCGAAACUUGGGCCACAAGAAUGGGCCUCCACACCUGGUGGUCGUGGUCUCACUGCAUGCUAAUGUUGAUAGCCAAAGAGUCUUGCAUCUAUUUCAAAGCAGCGAGACUUCUGUUGUGUGCCAGGAGAGGGGUCUCCCAGGCUUUGCCUUGCUGUGCCCCCGAUCUAAGUUGCGAUGGCAGUUCGUGGUAGCUGAUAGAGAGAACCUUCUUGCUGUUCUGGACCUUGCUAAAGUUGCAGACACCCUCCUCUUUGUCCUUGAUCCACUUGAAGGCUGGGAUGCCACUGGCAAUUACUGUCUGUCUUGUAUCUUUGCACAGGGGCUCCCCAGCUAUGGCCUUGCUGUUCAAGGUCUUGCUGAGCAACCGCUGAAGAAACAAAUUGACUUGCAGAAAAAACUGAGGAAAAUGACUGAGAAGAGGUUCUCUGAGGCCAAGCUCUUCCCCCUCAACACACAGCAGGACUCUGCACUUCUGCUGCACCACCUUGCUGUCCAGAAGCAGCGACGUCUGGCAUUCCGGGACCAACGAGCCCACCUGCUGGCUGAUGCUGUAGAAUUUGUACCAAGGCCAGGCAGUGCCUUGGUGGGGACUCUGAAGGUGUCUGGCUAUGUGAGAGGACGGAGCUUGAAUGUCAACAGUUUGGUGCAUAUUGUGGGUCACGGGGACUUUCAGAUGAGCCAGGUGGAUGCUGCUGCAGAACUACUAAAGUUGAGCGCUACUAAAGGGCAGCCUAGACGAGGCCAAGAUGUUGAGGCCAAUCUUUGCAGUGGAGUGGUUGAGAUGGAGGAAGGUGUGAGGGUUUUAAUGAGAGCUGAUCCUAGCAAGCAGGAAUCUCUGCAGUCGGAGAUUGUCCCUGAUCCCAUGGAAGGAGAGCAGACCUGGCCCACCAUGGAAGAGCUGAACGAGGCAGCAGAAUCCCUCAAGCACAGCAAGAAGAUGUCUAAGAGGGUCCCGAAAGGCACUUCUGCCUACCAAGCUGCUUGGAUUGUUGAUGAGACAGAAGGCGAGAGUGGCAGUGAUUAUGAAGAGCAAGAUGAGGAAAACGGGAUGGAGGAAAAUAGAUUUAUGGAAGAGGCCAUCUCCCAGGAUGGGAGCAGCAGUGAAGAGGAGGAAGUAGCUACAGAGGAUGAAGAGUGUGAGUCCAUGAUGCUGCCAGAUAUGGAAGAAGAUGUUGAGAAGAUGGAGGAAGAGGAGGCAGUGCUGGAGAAGUACCGGCGGGAGCGACAGGAUGAGAUGUUUCCAGAUGAAGUGGAUACUCCGCGGGAUGUGCCAGCUAGGAUCCGCUUCCAGAAAUACAGGGGACUGAAAAGCUUCCGGACAUCCCCAUGGGACCCCAGUGAGAACCUGCCCAGGGACUAUGCCCGGAUCUUCCAGUUCCAGGAUUUCUUUCAGACCCGGAAGCAUGUCUUUCGACAGCUGAAGAAGGAGGAGGGCGAUGACGUUGCGGUUGGUUGCUACGUGACGCUUCACAUUUGCAAUGCUCCAGUCUCUGUAAUGGAGAGUUUCCAACAGCAGCUGCCUCUGGUGCUCUUUGUACUGCUUCCUUAUGAGCAAAAGAUGUCUGUACUGAACCUCGUGGUCAGACGCUUCGCAGGUCACACUGAGCCUAUUCAGGCCAAGGAGGAGGUGAUCGUUCAUUGUGGAUUCCGCCGGUUCCAAACCUCACCUCUUUAUUCCCAGCACAGCUCAGCGGCCAAACACAAACUGGAACGGUUUCUGCGUGCCGAUGGUGCUACAGUAGCUACCAUGUAUGGCCCGAUCACUUUCCCACCAGCUUCUGUGUUGCUGUUCAAGCAGAGGAGUGAUGGAGCACAUGAUCUCCUUGCCACAGGCUGUCUGCUCAGCGUUGACCCCAACAGGGUGAUCCUCAAGCGAGUGGUGCUCAGUGGCCACCCUUUCAAAAUCCACAGCAAGGUGGCUGUUGUACGCUACAUGUUCUUCAACAAAGAGGAUGUGUUGUGGUUCAAACCAGUAGCACUACGGACCAAGUGGGGUCGGCGUGGGCACAUCAAAGAACCCCUGGGUACCCAUGGCCUGAUGAAAUGCCAGUUUGACGGGCAGCUGAAGUCCCAGGACACAGUGCUGAUGACCCUGUACAAACGGGUCUUCCCAAGAUGGAUAUACAACCCCUGUGUUCCAGGACUGGGCAGGACCAGGGAGAGUGUGCUUUGCCAAGGGGAGGAAAUGGACUAAAAACCAGCCUAGAUUCAAUUUAUAUCUUGAUUGUGGAAGCCUGUGAGAAGUGUGGCUGAUCAGCUGGAAAGCUUCACUCCUUCUGCCCUGGAAGGUGGGAGGGAAAGAAGCCCUUCGUUCUUCUUCAGUGCUGCAGGGCCCCGAGUCCCUCCUGCAGCUGACCUGGCUGCAAGGGCUUCAAUGAAUAAAAGUUCCUCACGUGC
Messenger RNA from Eublepharis macularius, 2644 nucleotides. It is a transcript of the gene TSR1, whose product is annotated as TSR1 ribosome maturation factor. Gene Ontology annotation, cellular component: preribosome, small subunit precursor; nucleus. Gene Ontology annotation, biological process: ribosome biogenesis; endonucleolytic cleavage of tricistronic rRNA transcript (SSU-rRNA, 5.8S rRNA, LSU-rRNA); maturation of SSU-rRNA from tricistronic rRNA transcript (SSU-rRNA, 5.8S rRNA, LSU-rRNA). Bases 15 to 2441 code for a protein of 808 amino acids. The transcript has 15 exons. Lineage: Eukaryota; Metazoa; Chordata; Lepidosauria; Squamata; Eublepharidae. Gene Ontology annotation, molecular function: GTPase activity; GTP binding; U3 snoRNA binding. The record is from RefSeq and is a predicted model, not a curated record.